Molecule: messenger RNA, 864 nt
Organism: Tupaia belangeri chinensis (Chinese tree shrew)
Lineage: Eukaryota; Metazoa; Chordata; Mammalia; Scandentia; Tupaiidae
Product: proline-rich protein 23D1-like
Exons: 4
Coding region: 1-864 (287 amino acids)
Source: RefSeq, a predicted model, not a curated record
AUGCCUUGUCCUUUGCUUACACUCGCACUUGAGGGAAAUGUGGAAAUGCUGAAACACACUGUGAUCCCUACACCUAAGGGGUUUAUAAAAACUCAUCAGCCCGGAGACUCAGGGUCAAAGUCAAAUUACCAAUCAAAUGCCAUGAAACGUGGUAAAGCAGAGCAAGUGCCUGAAACAGGUGUAGAAUCAGACAGGAUGCACAGAGUUCCGGAUUCUGAUUCUCAGCUGCCGCUGGAACCUCCCCAGGUUGGGCAGAAUUCAGGAGCCCAGAUGAUUGUGGUGGUCUUGGAAGCAGCUAUGCUACUGCAGCUGCACCUGGGGGCUGAAGUCCUCGUCCUGGCCCCGCAGAGGGCGCUGCAGCUCACGCUGAAUGACGUCAUCGUCGUGGUUGUCACGGAGCACAUUCUCAGGUCAUUGCAGGGCCUCAGCUUUCCAGCCCAGACCCGAUGGCUGCUGCUCAAUGAUCCUGAGACGACCUGGGAGAUUGAUCUUGAGGACGGAUCUUUGACAGUCCAAGGUUCAGAGCAGGUGUCCGGGUCACAUGUGGAUGAGGAACGAGAGGCUCUCCAAGUCCGCCAGGGACCCCAAGCUCAGCAGAAGAGCGAGUUUGGUCUGGCGACGGCAAAUAUCCUCCUGCUCCAAGCUCGACCCAGAGACGCUAGCCACAGAGGCAUUCCCCAGCUGUGCAGGCCUAGCCCCAGGUCUCGCCCUCUGCCUGCAGAGUUCAGCUUGGAUCUCCACGGCCUGCAGCCCCUGCCAGGCUCUGCCCUCAGACCUCUGCCUCCCUCCCCCAGCCCGGGACCCAGAACACGCCACAAAUUUCGGGCCCGUCCUCCAAGCAAAGCGCGAAGGCGGCUCUUCUAA